This is a messenger RNA of Hyposmocoma kahamanoa, 3183 nucleotides long. RefSeq names its product liprin-beta-1 (gene Liprin-beta). Gene Ontology annotation, cellular component: presynaptic active zone. The coding region runs from base 317 to 2890 and encodes 857 amino acids. Lineage: Eukaryota; Metazoa; Arthropoda; Insecta; Lepidoptera; Cosmopterigidae. The transcript is spliced from 13 exons. Gene Ontology annotation, biological process: neuromuscular junction development. Gene Ontology annotation, molecular function: protein binding. The record is from RefSeq and is a predicted model, not a curated record.
GGUGAGUGCGUCUGCUUGAGUGCGCCGCGCCGCACGCUACCGUACUGAACGCGCUUACGCACCUACAUCGAUCUCCUUUAAUAGUGUGCAUAAAGUCUGACUUAUUUUCAGUGUGUAAUUAACAUUAACGAUCUCUUUUAGUUUCUUAUUUGAGAAUGUUUUUUAUGCGUUAAAGUUUUUACUGUUAUUUCAUCUAUAAAAUAUGGAUCAAAGUGAAAAGGGUGUCCGGAAUGCUCCAGGCGCCCAUACUGCGAUCUAUUUCCGGGCACAAGCGUAGGACGUAUUCUUGUAAGCGCCGUUCAUUUUGAACUACAACAUGCGCGAGCUCGGCCGCGGGGGCUCACUCGUAGCAGCCACCAUAGCGGCAUUGCACAACCGCGCCUCGAUCGAGGAGAAACCGCGUCCGGUCAAACCGGGAUCUGCUUGCGGAGAGUCCAGAAAUGUUUUGCGAUCCGUGAAGGAAGAUAGCGCCGACCGCCUACGACGUGCAUCGGGUGGCAGCGAGCGCCCUGUGUCCACAGCGUCGGAGGCGUCUGAACGGGAUUCCGCAUCGGUUCAGUCCAGCGAGGAGCCGCCCCCAUGCGAGAGCGGCGACUCCGAUAGCCCGGACGAAGCAACAGUGAAGUGCACAACGUGGAAGGAAGGAGUUGUGCCUCCGUCAGGCCGCGCCGACUCCUCCGAUACAGAAUCAAGUUCUAGUGACGUUGACUCCGAUGAACACGAGUACCAGGCCCAAUGCGUGGAUGUUGACUACCGCACUCUGACACCGAGCAGGAGGUUGGACAACUCAACACGCCGUGAUGAUGAUUUUAAAUGGAUGCCUACCGGAGAAAUAGUAGAUGAUGAUGUAGAGGAACCGACAACGAUGGAGCCCCGAGCAGAAGAGUAUUCAUCGGCUAGUUUAGACAGAAGGCGGAGAACACCUAGCGAUCGUAACGAUCGCGAUCGCAAAUCUAGGUCAUCGCUGUCGACAAAGCCGCCUCAACAUCCGUCUAGCGUGCGAGCGUCACCGCGACCUCGACGCUCAAGACCUGAGGAGUCUACUCCUGAGCUUCAAAGACGUUGGAAUUCGUAUGAACACUUCCGAUAUCCAGACGGUGCACCCGCUCCGGCGCCUUGGUGGCCGCCAAUGUGCUGGUGUCACGGGCCGCCCAUGCCUCCGCCCUGCUGCAUGCACGACCGAAAUUGGCCCUCGCACCCUUCGCUCCCACCAAUACCCACUCGAACAUACAAGAACGAUGCAGAGGAGCGAGUGCGGCGACUGGAGGCGGACAAGGAGAGCCUGCAGUUGCAGGUACAGGUGCUUUCGGAACAAAUUUCCGCACAAAGUGAAAAGAUGACCGAUCUGGAACGGGCGUUGCACGACACUCGGCAGAGACUCGAUGACGCUGAACAAAGGCUACAAAAGGAAAUGCUCCAAAGAUCAUCACUAGAGACACAAAAGCUGGAAUUGUUGUCUAAACUCAGUGAAGUGCGACUCCGGGCGGCGGAGCGUGGCGUCCUAGAGAGAUCGCCGCCUCCGAUGGAUAUCACUACAACUCCAUUGGCUAGGCCUGCACCUCCGAGGACGCCACCAGCAAACUAUGGUCGUCAGAUCGAGCGAAACACGCACAUGUACUCCUCCCUACCACGAUCGUCCAUCAUCACGUCUGAGGCGCGCGUGGCGUUCGGUAAACAGAACAACAUGGUGGUGGCGCGGGGACGCGGGCAGUCCGUUCCGAAUCUAGCGGAGAAGGAAGAGGCGGUUCCGCGCGGCAGCCCGUCGCCGUCGCUGCGCGAGGUGCGCUCGCGCCUGGGCAGCGGCGGCGUGGCGGGGGUGCGGCUGGAGGGGGACGAGUUCGCGCGCUCCUCGCUGAGGGCCUCCACGUCCGCCGCCUCCCCGCACUUGCACCGGCCGCAGUCGGCGCCCUGGCAAACAAUCGACGUGCGGCAAUGGGAUUGCGAAACCACCUGCGGCUGGUUGGACAGCCUCGGGCUGGACGUGUACGUGCCACCGGCGCGCACGUGGCUCAAUGCGACGCCCGACGCACGGGGCGUCAUCGCGGCCGCUUCGCAUCAGCAAAUCGAGAAGGAGCUCUGUAUUAAACACCCGAUGCAUAAGAAGAAAAUCGUGCUCGCCCUUACUGAUCUAUUAGGCGGGCACGGCGACCCGCUGCUGACAGCGGCCGGGCAGCUGGACGGCGCGUGGACGCUGCGCUGGCUGGAGGACGUGGGCCUGUGCGGGCACCGGUCGGCGGCGGCCGAGGCGGCGCUGGACGGGCGCACGCUGCACCGCCUCUCGCACACGGAGCUGCACACGUGCCUGCGGGUCACGCUGGCUCUGCAGGCGUUGUCGGUCCGGCGAGGCAUCCAAGUGCUGCGCGAGAACAAGUUUAACCCGGAUACGAUGGUGCGGCGAGCCCCCGAGGGCGAGGGCGGCGGGGAGGGCGCCCAGAGGGACGAGUUGGUGCGCUGGUCCUCGCACCGCGUCAUGCAAUGGCUCAAGGAGAUCGACCUGGCCGAGUACGCGCCCAACCUCAGAGGAGCUGGUGUACAUGGCGGUUUGAUGCUCCUAGAGCCGCGUUUCAACGCCGAACUGCUUGCCGUGCUGCUCAACAUUCCUGCAAACAAGACUUUACUCAGACGACAUCUUACACAGAGGUUCAACGACUUACUCGGUAGAGAAAUUAUACAGCAGAAACGCAAUGCAGAACAAACACUCGGCUACCAGCCUCUCACAGCUACCACCAAAUAUAAGGUACCAAAGAAGAGUCAGUUCUCGCUGAAGCGAAAGAAGAGCAAAGACGACCUGGACUUGGGUGACCUGGUGUGCCCGCUGCACGACGACGGCUCAGACGAUGAAAGUAAAAUCAGCGGGCGGAGUCGCGUCGGGUGUCUGUCCCCCGCGUGACGAUGCGCGCGCGCACUAACGCCCGCUCCCGCGCCCGCUAUCGCUGUGCGGCGCAGAGACUGUCGUGUGACUGGACGAGGGCACUGAACUGCCAACUGUGUGUGGUAUUUACGUGCAUACAGCGUAUUCGUUGUUCAGAGGUUGAUUUUAUAUUGCAUACCUGUCGUAAGUGGUUGGCGCUGUUACUCUAUAGAAACCCAUGAAAAUAUAUACGAUUACAGUAUAGUCACUUUUAAAUAAUGGUACGAAUCAAUUACAGGUUAUGUAUAUGAACCUGACUACACAUCUCCAUC